AUGCCUCCUAAGGGUCAAAACUCUAACUCUGAGUCAGAAUCAAGGACCAGGAGUACAACUGGUUAUCAUGCUACUUCGAUGGGCUCUUCCGGAGCUGCCAAUACUCGUUCCAGCGGCAAGCAGAGAUUGACUGUUGCCCAACAACAAUAUUUAAAGGAUCUCGUUAGAUUACAUGUGCAUAACAACCAUGAAGAAAAUUUUGCCCCGGUCCAUCCUUUAGAGUUUGAGGAAGAUUCAGAUGACUUUUUACGUCGGUAUAAGGAUCGUCAUCAAUUGCCAGUUAAAGAUAAUAUGACUCUCCAAGGAUUCUUGUUGGGAUCAGAAUUAGGCAUGCGUACGUAUUCAUACAAAAAGAAUAAUUCAUCACUGCCUGAUGGUAGGGUCACAAAGAAGGAGUUGGCAGAAGAAGUUAAAAAGCAUUUCAUUUCUACUGUUGUUAAGGAAGCGGAGUGUGUGCCGGCAUUUAUUUAUAAGGUGAAGAAUUCGAAAAAACAAUUUCGGAUGGAAUUUAGGGGCUAA
This is a messenger RNA of Eremothecium sinecaudum, 519 nucleotides long. RefSeq names its product Sap30p (gene SAP30). Gene Ontology annotation, cellular component: histone deacetylase complex. Lineage: Eukaryota; Fungi; Ascomycota; Saccharomycetes; Saccharomycetales; Saccharomycetaceae. Gene Ontology annotation, molecular function: protein binding; transcription coregulator activity. Bases 1 to 519 code for a protein of 172 amino acids. Gene Ontology annotation, biological process: regulation of DNA-templated transcription. The record is from RefSeq and is a predicted model, not a curated record. The transcript has a single exon.